AUGGCAGAGGGACUCCCCAUAGAGCUGCUGAGCCAUGAUAUCUACAGAGAGGAUGAUGGCAGUUUGUCUUAUCCAGAAGCAGAGUCUGGUACUACUCAGAACUUUAUGGAAUUUUCCAACAUCUUCCCUGUGGAAAAGCAGUUUGAUCCCUUCCAGCAAAUUGUAGAUUAUCCAGAAAGUGUAAGUCAAUACAGUGAGGGGCUGCUCAGUCCAGUGUCAGAGCCAAGUGGUCUUGAAGAAUCUGAGGCAGAGAAUACCACAGUCCAGUGUGGAGAUAAUGUGGCAGAGAGUAUUAGAGAUCUCAGAACACUGAGAACCAACCCUUCCAAGGAGACAGAAUUCGAGCCAGAUGACCAGGAGAUUGCCCAGGACACAAUCCCUGACGUUUAUUGUCAGUCAUGUGAUAUCCCGAUUCCUGCCUUUGAGAAGCUCUUUGGAUUCCAUAAACACCAUAGUGUGAUCCCAUUAGCAGAGGGUGCAGCGGCUGCCAAGCUGAAGUGUCAGAAUAAUCUGAAGAAACUGGAGCACCAACUAAUACAGAUGGAGACAUUUUCUAAUCACCUGGAGGAAAUCUUUGUCACCGUUGAAGAGAACAUUGGUAAACAGGAGCACUACCUGGAACUGCAAUAUGAUGACUUGAUGCAGUUUCUAGUUCAGCGAUUUGAGGAUAGGAGCCAGGGACUGGAGGAGGAGAAGAAGCUGAAGCUGGAGAAGUUGUAUGAUUUGCUGGUGAGCUGUGGGCACACCAUGGAUGACUACAAGGAACUGAUGGAAUCCACUGACACGCUCUUCAAAACUGAAGACAAGCAAACCUUCCUGAAGAGUGGACAAACAAUACUGGCCAGACUAGAGGAUUUUCUCCAAGAGGUGUUGAACCCAGAGCUUCCAACAGCUCUUGAAUUUGAGAAUUUUCCAACAGAUAUGGCUGAGGUGCAACGAUUAAUUGACUCAAUCAGCAGCAUCCCAGUGCCAUCUGCACCUUCGAUGUGUCCCCAGUGCCCUGACACAGCAACCUCCACCUCAGUGAAAGUCCGCUGGAGCCUUUCAGCUGACGAUACUGUGGAACAUUAUCAGUUGUACUACAGAAAAUUAGGAGACAACACUCAAGACAAGGAGACUGCAGACACGUCGCUGAGAGUGAAGGAAAUGUUCUGUACUGUGAGGAAUCUGCAGCCUGGCUCCCUGUAUCUGUUCUGGGUCACAGCCACCAACUCUGCUGGGACAAGUGACGAGAGUGAUCGGGCAGAGUAUAUGACAGUUCCUCCAGCUCCGAGGAUCAGCAACAGAGCAGUAGCAGUCUGCCAGAGUGCCGUCUUCAUGGAGUGGGAGCCCAGGAUCUAUGGCCCCCCACAGACCUACACCCUGGAGUUCUGCCAAGUCUGCAGUGGCUGUGAUUGGACGGAAUCACUCACUGAGUCUGUGACUGGGGUAACUUCAUGUAAAGCAUUAAUUGAACUGGAGCCCGGUGAAAGCUACAGCUUCUAUGUCAGAGCAGUGAAUGGAGGAGGCAGCAGUGAGAGGACUGAGCCCAUAACUGUUCGAACCACAGGUACCCAGCUUUAUCUGAUGGAGCAGACUGCACAUCUCUCGCUCUCAAUCCUGCAGGAUGGACUGACCAUAGUUUAUAAUGAGGAAAGUCUGGUGACAGAUCCUCUCACUACCCAUGAGAGAUUCACAAGUGCUCCCGCUGUCAUGGCACAGUUGGUGCCAGUUCGAGGAAGACAUUACUGGGAGGUGGAGGUGGCUGAGGACGUGGAGUAUAGGAUUGGAGUUGCCUUCAAAGACACCCCACGGGACAGUCGCCUGGGAUCCAACAUUACCUCCUGGUGCAUGAGGCACAUCCUCACCCCAUCCAGGAGUAAGUUUGAAUUCCUUCACAAAGGGCAGACUCCAGACCUGAGAAUCACCGUCACUCCAACUAGAAUUGGAAUUCUCCUGGACUACACCACUGGGAAACUUUCCUUCUUCAAUGUCAACAUCUGUCAACUCCUCUUCACCUUCUCACAGCACUUUCAGAAUUUGGUCAAUCCUUGUUUUGCUUUGGAAAGUUAUGGCAUUUUAAAAAUCUGUCAUAAUAUUCCCUUCCCUGAGUUCACAAAACUCCUGUGA
Molecule: messenger RNA, 2109 nt
Organism: Pristis pectinata (smalltooth sawfish)
Lineage: Eukaryota; Metazoa; Chordata; Chondrichthyes; Rhinopristiformes; Pristidae
Product: fibronectin type III and SPRY domain-containing protein 2
Exons: 12
Coding region: 1-2109 (702 amino acids)
Molecular function (GO): protein binding
Source: RefSeq, a predicted model, not a curated record